Messenger RNA from Plutella xylostella (diamondback moth), 1761 nucleotides. The record is from RefSeq and is a predicted model, not a curated record. Lineage: Eukaryota; Metazoa; Arthropoda; Insecta; Lepidoptera; Plutellidae.
AUGUUGAAAGCACCAAGGACUAGAAAAAUCCGCAGGUUCAGACCAAAGCCACCGACACCGACACCGCCGCCACAAUCCCAAGCGUACCAAACAUUCGAAGCCCACCAGAGCUUUGAACUCGCCCACUCAUCCAUCGACCAUAGAGUGGCUGAUGACCUAGCACGGGCAGUUCGCGUGCUGUGCUGGGUGGCGACGCGCGCGAGCCGGCACCAGCCCCGCGCCGCGCACGCGCGCGCCACGUGGGGCCGCCGCUGCACCAGGCUGCUGUUUAUGAGCACUGAGAACAUUCAUCAAAAGUUAAAACAAAUAACUAAAACACCUACUUUCUCGACCAUUCCAGACAGCUGGCUGCCAGCUAUAAAGCUGAACGUGACGGACGGCCCGGACUACCUCUGGGGCAAGACGCGGGAGGCCUUCAUGUACGUGUACAAGCACCACUACCACGACGCAGACUGGUUCUUGAAGGCAGAGGACGACACGUACGUGAUAGUGGAGAACCUGCGCUUCAUGCUGUCCAGCUACAACUCCUCCGAGCCCCUGUACUUCGGACAGCGCAUGCGCCAGCCCGACACUCCACAGGGCUUCAUGAGCGGCGGCGCGGGCUACGUGCUCAGUAAGGGGGCGCUAAAGAAGUUCGCCCUAGAAGCGUACCCUUCGCCCGACCUAUGUAACCAGCAGCCAUUGGGCUUGGAGGACGUGGAAAUGGGCUACUGCCUAUCCAACGUGGGCGUGCGGGCCAUGGACUCGCGGGACUCGUACGGACGCGGCCGCUUCUUCACAUUCCCCGCGAUCGCCAACAUGUUCCCGAAUACCACGUACGGCGUCACUAGCAGCCCGUACUGGAAACACACCUAUUAUAAGGCUAAGGAGGGCAUCAACUGCUGUUCAGACUUCGCAAUCUCCUUCCACAAGGUAGACGCGAAAUGGCUCUACAUCCUCGAAUACUUCCUGUACCACCUACGACCCUACGGCAUCAACUACAUACACGACCCCUCAGAUCGAUAUUACUACAAUGAGCGACAUCUAACCGACCGCUACGGACUACUUAACACUAGUACACCCCUGUCAAAGAAGCUGGAGAAAGCCAAGACACGCAUGGUAUUUGAGAAUAGAGAUGAAGAUAGUAAGAACAAUGAAAAACUGGAUAGAAGUGCGUUUAGGAUUCAUAAGGCAAGGAAUAAGUUACAGAAGACGACUGUGAAAGCUAAGUCAGCCAAAACUGCAAAGCCGUUUAAAAUAAGGUAUCUUUGAAAUAACAGAAACCAUUGCUGUUACGUAACAAUGAUUUGAGUUCGCCCUUAACUAUAAAUAGGAAAUUAUGCAUUAAAAAUGUUUGAUUAUUUUAUAAAUGUUUUAUUUUAUUCACUAAAAGUGAACCUUCGUCCGCAUCGUCAAAACUGUUGGAUAACCGAAGAACAAAAAUAUUUUACCGGUUUUUUAUAGAUUAAAUUCAUAUUUUAUUCCUUCUCAUUCUUACAUAGAUCAAAAACAUAAAUCAUAAGUUCUUAUAACAACAUAAUAUUAAAAACAAUUGGAAGGGUUAAAGUUAAAGUAAGUACCUAAUUAUUAAAUUUGUAUAGUAACAUCUCACAAAUAUCUGAAUAACGCAGCCUUAGAGCCAGGCAUCGACUACGAGGUGAUAGGUAUACUGCGACAUUUAUACCACCUUAGAACGGCCAAACCUUAGAGCCAAAUUCUCAUUUAGUAGGUAGUUAGUCUCUGUAGUCUCUGUCGCUUGACGUAUUUGGAUUCUAAAACAAA